GGACGACACAGCCUGGCACCUUAAUACCCAGACCAUAUCAGCAUCAUCAUCGUCACCUGCUGCACUUGCGACAACUCCGACUACUACUACUACCACCACCAACCACCACCACAACACCAACGCUCUCUUCAACUAGCCAACCACCACACACUCUCUCUCCUUCUCUCUCUUCCACCUUCCCACCACUCUCUUCCCACCAGCACUUGCUCCCUUCACCACUGUUCCCUCUUGCCCUCUAGAACCCAGCUUCCUAUGAGUGUGUGCACCCUGUGAGAGAGAUCCGGAUCCUUUUCUGUGGCCGGGAACUUCCGUGCACUCCACCAUGCUCCCCACACCUCCGGCUUCUCCCACCCCAUCUGGACUAUGCCGUCCCGAUGACAAGAUUGGGCACACGUUGGCCGGCAGCAUCCAAUUGACAGGAGUUCUUGGCGUGGGCGCAUAUGGUACGGUGUACAAGGCAAGAGACCUCGUCACCAAUGCCGAGUAUGCCGUCAAGGCCUUGAACAAGGUCGGUCUCGAUGCCCGACAGAGGACCUUUCAGGAUCGCGAGAUUCAAUUGCACUAUGCUGCCAGCCAGCAUCCCAACGUCGUUUCCUUGGUCAAGAUUCUGGACUCCCCAGAAUCGACCUAUGUGGUGCUGGAAUACUGCCCCGAAGGAGACUUGUUUUCCAAAAUUACCGAGGAUAGCCACUACGUAGGAGAUGAUUUCAAGGCCAAGCAGAUUUUCCUGCAGCUCCUGUCUGCGGUCCAGCAUUGUCACGCCCGAGGCAUCUUCCAUCGGGAUCUCAAGCCUGAGAACGUGCUUGUCAUGGACAAUGGAUGGACUGCCAAGCUGGCCGACUUUGGACUUGCCACUCAGGAUCGUGUCACUUCCGACUUUGGAUGCGGCUCGACAUUCUACAUGUCGCCAGAAUGCCAAACACCCAAUCCGAAGCCCAAUGCCUGUUAUGCAUCCGCGCCCAAUGAUAUCUGGUCCCUUGGCGUCAUUCUGGUCAACCUCACUUGUGGUCGCAACCCAUGGAAGAGAGCCUCCAUGGACGAUUCCACUUUCCGAGCUUUCAUGAAAGACCGCAGCUUUCUGCAGUCCAUUCUUCCCAUCACCGAUGAUUUUAAUGAGAUUCUUCAGCGCAUCUUUGAUGUGAACCCAUACCGCAGGAUCGGUCUAGAGGAACUUCGCAACAUGAUCUUUCAUUGCCCACGUUUCACCACCCAGGAGGCUUCUAAUCCCACUUCGGCUCCCGCAACCCCCCCGUACAGCCCCGUGGUGGAAAAGGCCAUGGACUCCAUCUCCGUCAGCGCCGCCGCUGCUGCUGUGAAUUCGUACGAGCCAGUUCCUCACCUGGACUUGUCUGCGCAGGCGUACCAUUCGGGCACUCCAGACAUGAUGGCACAUCCCGCCAUGUUCACACCGCCAGCAACAGGCCCCUGUUCACCUCAAACGACCCAUUGCGCGCCACAGCCCAAGUCUGUAGGCCCAUCCAUGUACCCAGGACCGUUCUUUGGCAAUUUUGCCACUUUUGGCCGAUGUGGUCAGAUGUUUGCCAACUUCAAUAUGCCCACACAUGCCUGGGCCUCCACUUUUUAGAGAGGUGUGACCCACCCUUGAGACCGGUUUCAUUGGAAUCCUACUGGGCAGCCCCGGUGGACAAACAACAAUGACCGGGACACACCUGGCCGGCCAUGAGAGAUAUUGAGAGCGCGGACCUUGCAAGCGUUUUGUUUCGAAGAAAAAAAAGGACACUGUAAAAGAUACCCCAGCUGUUUUGUUUUAGCGACUGUUACCGGGAGGACAAAUUUGUGUUUUCAACAUCAGGAGUUUCCAUCAAAAGGGGGGGAAAUGUGAGCCACAGACGCAGGCCACGGCUCAUCAGUCGAGCAGGAUAGAAAGGAAGGUUUUUUGCUGAGCAUUUACUCGGGCGUAUGGGAGGACGAAGUUACACGAGACUACAGAUCAAUGAUGGGAUGUAUUAUGACUACCUAAAAAACCUUCUAUAGCAUACUUGUGUGUCUUGAUACACCUUUCAGAAUGUACUUGCCCGAUACUGGCAUGAUUACAUGAGAACUUAUUCCACGUCUCCAUCUCUCCACGUUUCACUUUUUAGACUUGUUCCGACAUAUUCAAGGAUAGGUGGUUAGCAGCAAACAUGUAGUUGCGUCGUACUCGUACCUACAUGUAGUCUCGUACCUGAACUGUGGAGAAAUAUUGUAGAUUAUGUCCGAUCUUGUAAUGUCGUUGGCUGUUGGAAGAAUUCAGGUUGAAUUUUGACCUGGUUGUAGGUUUCGUAUGUACUAGAGUAGAGAGAAUGUAGAAAUGAGAAUGCAGAGAUGAGGAAUAGAGGAGAAGUAGAGGAGAAAUAGAGGAGGAGGUAAGGCGAUAUUUACAGGAUAAGGAUAACCUUGGGAAGGAAGGAAGGAAUGUUAGUGAAU
This is a messenger RNA of Sphaerulina musiva SO2202, 2427 nucleotides long. Its product is annotated as kinase-like protein. Gene Ontology annotation, molecular function: protein serine/threonine kinase activity; ATP binding. The transcript is spliced from 2 exons. Bases 323 to 1585 code for a protein of 420 amino acids. The record is from RefSeq and is a predicted model, not a curated record. Gene Ontology annotation, biological process: protein phosphorylation; intracellular signal transduction. NCBI's taxonomy places the organism in Eukaryota, Fungi, Ascomycota, Dothideomycetes, Mycosphaerellales, Mycosphaerellaceae.